Hyposmocoma kahamanoa is the source of this 2132-nucleotide messenger RNA. It is a transcript of the gene Noc2, whose product is annotated as nucleolar complex protein 2 homolog. Bases 1 to 2058 code for a protein of 685 amino acids. Gene Ontology annotation, cellular component: nucleoplasm; Noc2p-Noc3p complex; Noc1p-Noc2p complex. The transcript has 6 exons. Gene Ontology annotation, biological process: negative regulation of transcription by RNA polymerase II; ribosomal large subunit biogenesis. NCBI's taxonomy places the organism in Eukaryota, Metazoa, Arthropoda, Insecta, Lepidoptera, Cosmopterigidae. The record is from RefSeq and is a predicted model, not a curated record. Gene Ontology annotation, molecular function: histone binding; transcription corepressor activity.
AUGAAAAAGUUUAAAAGUAAGCCUGUUCCUCUCGUUAACUCAGAAUCAGGUUCAGAUACAGAAGAAGAUCUAGAUCCAGAAGUUCACAAGAAAUCAUUGGAAAAGUUAAAAAAGAUUGAUCCUGACUUUUACACAUUCCUUGAAGAGAAUGACGAAAAUUUGUUGAACUUUGAAGCUGAUUCUGACGACGAAGAAGCAGACGUCGAGAGGGAUGAUGAUGACCAGAUACACACUCCUGGACCUCUCAAAGGCGACAGUGAUGAGAGUGAUUAUGACGAUGAAGAUGCUAAACCAGCUAAAGGCAAGAUCACACUAAAACUUGUGACACAGUGGCAAGCUGAGCUGCAGAGUGAAGGAAAAAUAAAGCUCACUACCCUUACCACUGUGAUUAAAGCUUUUAAUGCCGCAAUGUUGAGAGCCACCAGUGAGGAUGGCUCUUCUGAGGGGGAAUUCAAAGUGGAAGGAUCAUCGGUGUUCAAUGCAGUUAUUCAAAUGUGUGUUCUGAAUUUACCAGCUGCUAUAAAAAAGUACUUAGGCAUGGAGCAAUCAGGAAAAGAUCCUCAAAAAUGCAAACGUUUUGUCAAAAUCAAAGGACCUUUGGUAGCUUACCUCAAUGACUUGCUAAAACUUUUGAGUGGAGUCACAUCUGAAAACAUUUUAACUGUACUUUUGAAACAUUUGCAUCAAAUGUCAGUAUUCAUUGCAUGCUUUAACAGAAUAGCUAAACAAGCACUGAAAAAAUUGAUCACUCUUUGGAGCAAUGGAGAGGAAACAGUGAGAGUUUUGGCAUUCCUCUGUAUAUUAAGGAUAACAAGAAAUCAGCAAGCCACUUUACUUGACCUAGUAUUGAAAGCUUUGUAUUUGACUUUUGUGAAGAAUUGUAAAUUUGUCAGUCCAACAACCUGGCCUGGAAUUAACUUCAUGAGGAGGUCACUGGUAGAAAUGUUUACAUUGGACUUGAAUGUGUCAUAUCAACAUGUUUUUCUGUAUAUUAGACAGUUGGCUAUACACCUGAGGAAUGCAAUAGUUGUCCAAAAAGUAGAGAACAGACAGGCUGUAUAUAACUGGCAAUUUGUAAACUCUCUGCACUUAUGGGCUGACUUGCUAUCAGUGUCACCAAACAAGUCCCAACUGCAACCUCUUGUAUAUCCCCUAACAAUGAUCAUAACAAACACUAUCAAAUUAGUGCCUACACAUCAGUAUUAUCCAUUAAGAUUUCACUGUGUUGAGAUAUUGAUAAAUCUGUCGGAGGAAUCAAAUACUUUCAUACCCGUACUACCAUAUCUUGUUGAGGUAUUAACAUCUUACGACUUCAACAAAAAACAUAAAAAAGUUUCCAUGAAGCCAUUAGACUUCUCCUGCAUACUUAGAUUGGCAAAAUCACAACUCCAAGAGAAUGGUUUCAAAGAUUCUGUCAUAGAUAGGAUAUAUGGACUUAUGUUGCAUUACACAGCCAAUGAAUCACAUUCUAUGUCAUUCCCAGAAGUUAUGCUGUUAGCAGUUAUGCAGAUAAAGCAGUUUUUGAAAAGCUGCUCAGUAGCAAACUACACAAAAAAGAUGCGCCAACUCCUAGAAAAACUUGAAGAGAACUCGAGAUUCAUAGAAUGUGAAAGAGCUAAAGUAACAUUUGAUUUGAACAAUACAAAAAUGGUAAACGCCUGGGAAACCAGUAUUAAAAUGAAUGGCACGCCAUUGAUGGCAUUCUAUGAGAAUUGGAACAAAAUAAACAAGAUUCAGAAACGUAAGAAAGUUUCCAAGAAUGAUGAGCUUGCUGGAGACCUGCCAUCUAUUAAGAGGCCUAGGAUAUCUGAAGAGUUGGUAGUAGCUACUAAUAGCAAACCAGAAAGGAAAGGACCUUUAGUUUUGUUCCCAUCGGAUAGUGAGGAAGAGAAAGACAACUUUAACCUUCAUGAUGAAGACAUUUCCCCAAUGGCAAAGAAAGUAAAAAAAGUUAAAAAGAAGAAGGUUGUUAAAAAAAAGGUUGCAGUAAAUGAUGAUAAUGAUAAAAUCCCAGAUGAAAUAGAUGUUGUACAAGACUUUUGUGCCAGUGAUUGGUAAUAAAAAUAAAACCAAAUUCUACUAACAUCAAAAUCAAUAAAAGAAGUGGGAAAUAUAGACAGUUUUAUUGACUA